Molecule: messenger RNA, 2175 nt
Organism: Exophiala spinifera
Lineage: Eukaryota; Fungi; Ascomycota; Eurotiomycetes; Chaetothyriales; Herpotrichiellaceae
Exons: 2
Coding region: 1-2175 (724 amino acids)
Source: RefSeq, a predicted model, not a curated record
AUGGCGACAAAUCAAGUCCCUGUCUAUUCUGCCCUCCCCAGCAAUGACGAAGACCAAACACAAAAUCACGAGUUGGAUCAUGUCGAGCCCACAACAGCCCCCGUAGUACAAAGCCAUCCAUCGGAAGAAAGAAGUGAGCCUCUCCUGGUCUCUACGACCCCCGGAGAUGACUCGCCUCACGAGUCCCCUAAUGGUUCAGUGCACCAGCGCAACACCGAGGACUCUGUUACCCAACCGCUUUCCUCAAGACCAACCGUCGCCGGAGCUGCUACUUCACCGCCGCAGAGAUUGAAGGCUGACCGGCGGCACUCAUCAUUCAGCACACUGAAGGAGCGCAUACGUGGUUCACUGACCCCGUCGCUUCACAACUUGCUCGAGAAAGAUAGCUCAGGAGAAGGCACGUCUCGAGAGUAUCGCCGAAAAACACAACGCAAUCGUCUGUUGCGUUUAACGGUGGGCGAGUGGCUUAAUACCGUGAUACUGUGCGUAAUGUACUUCGGCAUUCUCUACGCUUAUUCGCAAUCCACGGCUAUCAGUGUGCCUCAGCGGAGAAUAUUCAACGCGCUGACUACUGGGGUGUCUCUCUUACUCGGUGUGAAUUUAGCAGCCUCGCUCCGGAGUUAUGCAAAACUGCUGCGCUGGCGAAUACUAGCCGCUUGUUAUCGGCCACUGGAGACUUUCGACCUGGUCAUGGGCUGCGACAGCCUACUCAACGUGUUCAAACUUGUCUACAAAGCAAAGAACCACAGGUACAAAUAUCUCCCUUCGAGAACGCAGAUAUUCUGCGUCUUGUGGCUGCUUGUCCAUCUAGCCGUCACCGUCUUGGUAGGUAUUAUAGGCUUGAACUACAAUCUCGACACCUCACCUUACAAGGUGCUCUUUCGAAAGGGAGCAGUGAACAUUUUGGACUUGGACUCUCUUUGGGGGGGCACUGAUGACUCGACUUAUUUGUCCGAUUUGUAUGAGAUCCACCUCAAGGGUCUCGCAGGGAUUAAUGGAGACGAGUACAGCUUGUCUGACCUUGACGACGACUUCUCUUAUGUUACGUGGGAAUACGAUGGCUAUCCACCCAACUACUUUGGCGACGGCGCUGGACGCACCGUUUGGUAUUUCCAGGAUCUCAACGGCGACGACCUUAGCGAAGUGGCCAUAUCUACACGGCACAUACAGACCCAGGCCAACUGUACCGGCUUUAACGUGACCGAGGGACAGUACGGGAAUCUCUCGUAUGUUGUGUUUAACGAUGGGGACAAGGAGGUCAACCGCUCAUUACCAGCUGUGCCUGGCUAUGGCAGCUUGAUGACCGUGGCUCAUAUGAACUCGACCUGUGGUGAAAGAUGUACUAAUGUAGAAGGCUUUCAAGCUCUGUCGGAUCUUUGGUCGAUUUCUGAGGCCGUCUACUUCACGUGCACCAAUACCGUUGGUCAUCCAGUCGACCCGAAAGUCAAACUGUCGUCCAAUUAUUCGGUUUCUGACCAGGUGGCGCGCAUGCUUGCUGGGGCGAUCGGUUGGGACAAGAUGACACCGACUAGACAGAAAGAUGGCACAUUGGUGCAGUAUCAAAUCUACCAGAACAUCACGACUGUCGGCUUCAACGGUUGGGUUGACCAGCCGGAUGCUGACACCAUGGGCGACAUAAUUUCGAGCUUUACGACCGGCCUAAUUGCAACGCUAGACGCUUCACAAGACCCAGAUUAUAGGGAAAACGUCGAUGACGGCAGGCAGCCGAUUCCCGCACAAGUAUUACAAGUGACGUGGAGAUAUGCAGGCACCAUUCUAGCUAUCAUCCCAUUCAUUCACUGCUGCACGCUGGUAACGGUCAUCCUAUGGGCAAACAAAGCAAUCAUCAAGGACGAUAGUCAUCUUGCCAUUUCAAAAGUAUACCAUACGUUUCUCAACCAAUUGGGAGAGCAGGGAUGCCUCCUUCGUGGCGAUCAGAUUGUCCAAGUACUCGCAAACCCCGAUGUUGCUUAUGGCUGGCGAGAGAGCAACGAGCACGAUGGUGCGAUGCAUGUUGAUGUGUUCCAAAAAGGUCGAGACCAGCCGAGAGCGGAAAAGCCCUUUGUGGAGGGUUGGUACGAUGGCAACAGUAGAAUUCCACUCGUGAACGGCUUUGGGAACGCCAUGGGCCUAAGCAGACGCUAUAGAGACUUCGAUGCAGCCGACUACUUUUGA